ACUCGCCCGCCCCUCCCUCCUCGCCGCGGCUGGCACGUCUGGAGCGCCCGGGCAGAGCGGGCGGCGCUCCGGGGGCAUGCGCUCCAUGAGGGUUCUGCAGAACGCGCUGAGCCGCGCGGGCAGCCACCGCCGGAGGGGAGGCUGGGGUCACCCGAGCCGGGGCCCGCUCCUGGGCGGGGGUGUCCGGUACUACCUCAGUGAGGCCGCGGCGGCGCAGGGCAGGGGGACGCAGCACAGCCACCAGCCGCAGCACACGGAUCAUGAUGCGUCAAACAGCGGCAUGCUGCCUCGGCUUGGUGACCUGCUCUUCUACACCAUCGCUGAGGGGCAGGAACGCAUCCCCAUCCACAAGUUCACUACUGCCCUGAAGGCCACUGGACUGCAGACGUCAGACCCGCGCCUCCAGGAUUGCAUGAACAAGAUGCACCGCAUGGUCCAAGAGUCCAGCAGUGGCGGCCUCCUGGACCGGGAGCUCUUCCAAAAGUGUGUAAGCAGCAACAUUGUGCUCCUGACUCAGGCUUUCCGAAAGAAGUUUGUCAUUCCUGAUUUUGAGGAGUUCACGGGCCAUGUGGAUCGCAUAUUUGAGGAUGCCAAAGAGCUGACUGGAGGCAAAGUAGCAGCCUACAUCCCUCACCUGGCCAAGUCAAACCCAGACCUUUGGGGCGUCUCCCUGUGCACUGUGGAUGGGCAACGGCACUCUGUGGGCCACACGAAGAUCCCCUUCUGCCUGCAGUCCUGUGUCAAGCCCCUCACUUAUGCCAUCUCCGUGAGCACCUUAGGCACCGAAUACGUACACAAGUUCGUGGGCAAGGAACCCAGUGGUCUGCGCUAUAACAAACUCUCCCUCAACGAGGAAGGAAUCCCCCAUAACCCCAUGGUCAAUGCCGGCGCCAUUGUCGUCAGCUCCCUGAUCAAGAUGGACUGUAACAAAGCUGAGAAGUUUGACUUUGUGCUGCAGUAUCUGAACAAGAUGGCUGGGAACGAAUUCAUGGGAUUCAGCAACGCCACAUUCCAGUCAGAGAAGGAAACUGGGGACCGGAAUUAUGCCAUUGGCUAUUACCUCAAGGAAAAGAAGUGCUUUCCUAAGGGUGUGGACAUGAUGGCUGCCCUUGAUCUCUAUUUCCAGCUGUGCUCUGUGGAGGUCACCUGCGAAUCAGGCAGCGUCAUGGCAGCCACUCUUGCCAAUGGCGGGAUCUGCCCCAUCACAGGCGAGAGCGUGCUCAGUGCCGAAGCGGUGCGCAACACGCUCAGCCUCAUGCAUUCUUGCGGCAUGUACGACUUCUCUGGCCAGUUUGCUUUCCACGUGGGCCUACCAGCCAAGUCAGCUGUGUCAGGAGCCAUCCUCCUGGUUGUCCCCAAUGUCAUGGGGAUGAUGUGUCUGUCACCUCCCUUAGACAAGCUGGGGAACAGCCAAAGGGGCAUCAGCUUCUGCCAGAAGUUGGUGUCUCUCUUUAACUUCCACAACUAUGACAACCUGCGGCACUGUGCUCGGAAGUUAGACCCACGGCGGGAAGGAGGAGAAGUGCGGAACAAGACGGUGGUGAACCUGCUCUUUGCUGCAUACAGUGGAGAUGUUUCUGCUCUUAGGAGGUUUGCUCUCUCAGCCAUGGACAUGGAGCAGAAAGACUACGAUUCCCGCACAGCCCUGCACGUUGCUGCAGCUGAAGGACACAUUGAAGUUGUCAAAUUCCUGAUCGAGGCUUGCAAAGUGAAUCCUUUUGUCAAGGAUAGGUGGGGCAACAUCCCCCUGGAUGACGCAGUGCAGUUCAACCACCUGGAGGUGGUCAAGCUGCUCCAGGACUACCACGACUCCUACCUGCUCUCAGAGACUCAGGCGGAGGCAGCAGCCAAGACCCUGUCCAAAGAGAACUUAGAAAGCAUGGUGUGAGCCCAGGCCAGGGCCAGGCCCCGGCUUGAGGAAAAGCGAGAGCUGGCCGCACAUUUAACACACAGCCACCAGAAACACUAUGAGCGGCUGCUCCAGGAGCGGCAGCAUGGCCAUCUGGUGACACAGGCCAGGGCUUUCUGUGAGAAUCAAAAACGCCCUAG
This is a messenger RNA of Acomys russatus (golden spiny mouse), 2049 nucleotides long. RefSeq names its product glutaminase 2 (gene Gls2). The record is from RefSeq and is a predicted model, not a curated record. The coding region runs from base 77 to 1888 and encodes 603 amino acids. NCBI's taxonomy places the organism in Eukaryota, Metazoa, Chordata, Mammalia, Rodentia, Muridae. Gene Ontology annotation, biological process: L-glutamine catabolic process. Gene Ontology annotation, molecular function: glutaminase activity; protein binding. The transcript has 18 exons.